AUGCAGGCAGGUCCUCUGAUCCCCCUCUCCCCCAGCUUCAACAGCUAUUCCAAUCCCAGACUCGCCGGAAUCGCCGCGCGCGUCGCCGGAGAAUUCGAUUCCGCUGAAUUCUAUGAAGACUUCUACUCCCAAAUGCUUGAAAAUCCAGCGCAGGCCGAUCAACCAGGAGCAGGAAUUUCAGAAAAUCGGAAUCCAGAGGCGGAUUCCGGAGAUCGAGAUGAGGAUUGCGAUUUCGCGUUCGCGACGAGGGGAUCGGAAUCGUCGUCUCCGAUUCCGGCUGACGAGGUAUUCCAGAACGGUAAGAUCCGACCCGUUUACCCUGUUUUCAACAGCGAUCUGUUAGGGCGUCAGGGGAAAUUUCAACAUGGAAACGAAAUUGGGGGUGACGUUGGCCAGAGUUCGGGCUCGGGCCGUCCUAGGGAUUUGGUGGGGUUCUUUGGUAACGUGUAUGGGUUGAGAAAGAAUUUCAAGCGCUCAUGA
Striga asiatica is the source of this 480-nucleotide messenger RNA. The record is from the annotation of a GenBank genome assembly. NCBI's taxonomy places the organism in Eukaryota, Viridiplantae, Streptophyta, Magnoliopsida, Lamiales, Orobanchaceae.